Molecule: messenger RNA, 923 nt
Organism: Drosophila guanche
Lineage: Eukaryota; Metazoa; Arthropoda; Insecta; Diptera; Drosophilidae
Product: seminase
Exons: 1
Coding region: 13-762 (249 amino acids)
Biological process (GO): proteolysis
Molecular function (GO): serine-type endopeptidase activity
Source: RefSeq, a predicted model, not a curated record
GAGUGGCUGUGGAUGCUCUGCAUCGUACAAACCGCGAUGGCUUUCGCUUCCAGUGGACCCCGCAUUGUGGGUGGCAAGGAGACGAGCAUCGCACAGUUGCCGUACCUGGUGUAUCUUCGGCAGGGAGGCUUCUUCCUCUGCGGCGGCUCUCUGCUCUCGCCCACCGUCGUGCUCAGUGCGGCGCACUGCGUGUAUGGGGCCCAGCCCGAGGACUACACGGUCCACGCCGGUGCCAGUCGGCUGGAUGAAGCCGCGCCCGUGGUUCGCGGCGUAGCCAGCUUCCGGCUCGCACCCAGCUACUCGCCCACCAAUUUCGACAUGGACGUGGCCAUGCUGCUACUGAAGGAGCCCGUUCCCCUCUCUGACGGCAGAGUGGCUACUAUUGCUGCAUGCCGUAACCCACCGGAGAGCAAUGCCUAUGCAAGGAUCAGCGGUUGGGGAGUGACGCGCGAGAACAACCGAGAACCCGCCGUCCAGGUUCGUACGGCCAUGGUGCGGAUGCUGUCCGCCGCAGAGUGCCGGCUGUCCUAUGCCGGAAUGGCCAAGCUAAGUGAUUCCAUGAUUUGCGCCUCGGUUCGAGGCCUAAGGGACUCAUGCUCCGGCGACUCGGGAGGUCCGCUCGUGUAUCGCGGUCAGGUGUGCGGCAUUGUCUCCUGGGGAUUUGGCUGCGCCCGACUGGCCUACCCAGGAGUGUACACCAGUGUGGCCAGUGCCCGAGUGCGCUCCUUCAUCGAGAAAACGUUGCAGGAGAUUGGCAGCUAGCUUUGCUGAUUCUCAUAUCCCCCCUGCAAGGUCAGUAACGUUGUAGAGUUAUGGGAGCGAGUAAGCUCUGGCAGGGCUUCAAUUUCAAUUCGAAUUCCAUUUGGCUGAUGAGGUCGUCGCGAUAAUCCAGACAAAAUGGUUUGAUUAAAGUAAUUAUUAUU